Molecule: messenger RNA, 2638 nt
Organism: Drosophila biarmipes
Lineage: Eukaryota; Metazoa; Arthropoda; Insecta; Diptera; Drosophilidae
Product: 2-phosphoxylose phosphatase 1
Exons: 5
Coding region: 224-1990 (588 amino acids)
Biological process (GO): dephosphorylation
Molecular function (GO): phosphatase activity
Source: RefSeq, a predicted model, not a curated record
CGUGCUCCACGUAAACGCUUGAGCCAGGUUUUUCUUCAUCAAGUUGUCGAAACUUUUCCCCCGUGAAACGGAGCUAUUCCCAGGUUUAUUGAGAGCUGGAAAGGAAUAUAACAAAGCUAUCUCAUCAGCAGAAACCCUCCAAGAGUGCCGCCCAUCGAGUUGAUGCCGAGGAGGAGCCGAGGAGCUAGGGGGCAGCAGGUAAGAGCCGGACUUUCUGGCCAGGAUGAGGCUGCUCAAGGAACUGAUGCGUGUGGCCACCCAAAAUCGUGCCUUCUACUGCUACGUGCUGCUCAGCGUCUGGAUUUUCCUACUCAUAGCAGGAAUGUAUCGCUACAUGGGCAAUGUUGAGUCGGUUUCAGGAGGUGGCUCUGUUUUCGGACCCAGUUCGUCCGGCACCAUCAGUUCCUUGGGCGGCGAGACCUUGGCAUCCUCCACUGCCCAGAGAUUCGCCAAGUACAGAGAGCGCUGUGCUCCACUGCCUCAGCUCCAGCGUUUGGACGAUGGCGGCAUCUUGGAGGGUUGGAAGCUUCAGGGAGUGCUCCUGGUCAUCAGGCACGGGGAUCGCGGACCCAUAUCCCACGUCCGCAGUGCUGGCAUUAAUUGCGGCGUGGGUGGUGGAGGCACAGACAACCUGGUCAACAGAUAUCGCAGCUUUUUGUACAACUCCAGCAGCUCCGCCUCGGGGUCGAAUCAUAUGUACUGGAACAAGGUGGGCCCCUUUCACGGGUUUCCCCUGCUGCCGGCCACAGAACGUGGAUGUCCGCUAGGGCAACUGACAUACAAGGGCAUUUCGCAGCUGCUUCACGUGGGCGACAUCAUGCACCAGGUUUAUGCCCAUCCCCUGGGCCUCCUGCUCAAACCGAAUCCCAAUCGAGCUUCGGUGGAAACAACGCCGCACACGCUCCUCAAUUCGGAUGAAGUGGUGGUCUUCACCACUCGUUACCGUCGCACCUUCCAGUCCGCCUUGGCCAUGCUGUUCUCCCUGCUGCCGGCGGAUAAAUGGUUGGCCCUGAAUGUCCGGGAAUCGCACAGCAUGGCCUUCUGUUUCGGGGAAUGCAGUUGCCCACAGUCGGCGCUGCUCAGGAAACGUUUGGAGGCCAUGGGCGAUAAGCAGCUCCUGAAACGUGCCGAUGUCCUGGAAGUGAUGCAGUGGAUAGGGGGCACCAUACUGCAGCACACUCCCAAUGGCAUUAGCAAUCCCUUCGAGGUAGUGGAUGCCCUGCUGACCGUUCUGUGCCAUGAUGCUGCUCUGCCAUGUCGCAGGAAGAAGCUGAAUUCCACACCAAAACCACUCAGAAAGAACGCGAAUCAGGAGCUGGUGGAUGUGAUCAACAUAGAUCAAGAUGAGACGGCUGCCAAUCUGUUACAGGAGGGGCAAACCCAGCUGGAACCCGAUUCCCCCGAGGUGGAAAAUGGAAAUCCUGCCCUGCAGGCGGAUGAACCUCAGGAGGGCUGUGUGGAGCCCACCCAUGUGGACACCCUGAUGUCCUUCGCCGACGAGCUAUCCCAACGCUCCGCUGGCCAUGCGUACUACAAGCUAUCCGGACUGCUGCGAUCCUACGGAAUGAUCCGUCACAUAGUCAGCUAUAUGCUGAAGAUGAUCUCGGGGGACAGAACCAAGUUUGUGCUAUAUUCUGGACAUGAUUGCACUAUGCAGUACCUCACGGCCGCCCUGGGAAUCAUCACCAGCCAGGGUCAGACCAUAGCCUAUGCCUCCAGAUUGGCCUUCGAAGUGUAUCGGAGUGAAGCACACACGGAUUACUAUUUCCGUGUGGUUUACAACGGCAAGGAUGUCACCCAGCAAAUCGAUUUUUGCGAGGGCGGAAAGAGCCUCAGGGUCACGAGGGACUCCAGGGGCAAUAAAGCCGACCUGUGCCCCAUAGAGAACAUCAUUCGCUUCCUGCACGAGGACUACUUCAGUCCACUGAAUGCCACCAAUUUCAAGGAAGCUUGUGGGGCCGUCAAUCCACCAAAAGCUGGAGAGUUUUAGACAAGUAGAAGAUCCCGCUUCAAACUGUGAUAAGUAGUUAAGAUGCCACCCGAAAUUGGAGGAGUCCGAUGUCCAGCAAUAUCCUAAACUGGGAAACGACCGCUUUUUAGCGAUGUUAUCUUUUUACACUUGGUUGGAGUUUAGUUCAAGCAUUCAACUUGUUGAUCCACAAAUCGAAAACGAUACAUAUCAAAGGAGCACUUGUUGGGCUUUAGGAACCCCUAAGCUGAAAAUCUCAGUUUUAGAGGGAAAAAAUAAAAAUAAAAUCAUAAGCAUAUCAGCUUUUUAAAGUAAACUAUGAAAUAAAUAUUUAAGAAAGAACCUUUUACGAUUUUAAAAACAUAUCGAAUUGAAGAGAAAACGAUUUCUUGUUAUUUCUCUUAUGUAACGUAAAAAUACUUUAUAUAUAUACAGAAUAAGAAAAUAUAUAAUUUGAACAUGAAAAGAUGAGGAAACACAUUAUAGCAACAUUUAGGCUCUAAUUUUGAAACGUAUAUUAAAUUGAAUGGUGGAAUUGGAAAUAACAAAACAAACCGCAACGCAAACAUAUCAAGCACGAAAGAAAAGAUAAACUAUAAAACUAAAAAUGUAAAAAUAGUAUAUACAAAAGUUUUGAAUUUAAAUAAAUGUUCUCGAAUUUUAAUAUUA